Nezara viridula (southern green stink bug) is the source of this 6320-nucleotide messenger RNA. The record is from the annotation of a GenBank genome assembly. NCBI's taxonomy places the organism in Eukaryota, Metazoa, Arthropoda, Insecta, Hemiptera, Pentatomidae.
UGAAUAUACUUUGAACUUCCAUACAUCAAACACUCUUACUUGAGUUUAAAUUAGAAAAAAAUACACUUAAUUCAUAUGUAUCAAACAAAAAAGGUUGCAUGUAAAAAUAAUGUUUAAAACAAAAACAGUGAUAGACAACUAGUAACGGUUACAAAAAAUUGAUUGAUAAUUUAAAGCUUUGUGUGAACCUAUCAAACCUGUAAACAGAUGAAAAAUAAGUGCAGGAAAGAGCCCUCCUUCUUACAUGACAUGGCCCAUAAAUCCCCUCAUUUUUGGCUCUACUUUUCCUAGAGGCUUACCCUAUCUUUAUAUACUUCUUCCACCAAGUUUACAGAACACAUCAGGCUCAGAAAGUUGAGGUUGGCUGUUCAAGUGUCUCUAAGAGAUGCUAAGAAAAAUAAUAAUUAAGGACAUUUGUAGUAUCAAAGGCAGAUGAAGACUGAAUCUUAGAAAAAUCACGAUUGCUCUCCUUGUAGAACAGUUUUCCAAAUAUCUGCAGAUCAGUGGAAUUUACUAGAUAUUCUUUUCAAAGUAUAAGUUUGAAUCACAAUUCAGUUCUAAGAGCAGUAAAAAAUAAAUAAAAUUCUGUAGUCAUGUUUAAACUUAGCAUUGAAUAUAACAAAUUGAUGCUUUAACGUUGUUUUAUGAGGGCAGAUACAAAUAAUUAAAAUAAAAUUGAAGUUUUUAUCAACUAAUUGAUACUUAUUUAUUAACCACCAUCUCAAUAAAUCUCAGUUUCUAACUACUUUGCUGGUACAUUAGCAAUGGAUUUUGAGAUCACAGCGAUUAAGAAAUAAUUUAUAAUAGAUAGGUAUUCAACAGUAUAACGAAUAACGAAAAUAACAUAUUCACAACUCAAUUAGUAGUCUUUCAUUUACUAUGGGAAAUAAUGAAAAGAACUGUAAUUUAAUAAAUUUUUAUUUUUUAAACCAAACAAAUUUAACACUCGGUUAUACCAAAGUAAAUAUAGUAUGACUAAUUUAAUGGUUCUCAAAAAUAAUAUUUGACAUUAUUAAAACGAUAUUUAACUUAACCCCUGAAAAUAAAUCUCUCUAAGAACUAACUAUAAUGGUUAAGUUGUAGUCUUAUCAAUUCAUGGCUAAUAUUAAAAAAAAACCCAGCAACGAGUAUUACAUUUUCUUAUCAAAUAGAUUAAUGCGAUAGGUUGUGCGUACUAAGUUCGGAAAUUGCAGUAAAUGAACAAUUAAACCUGAAAUGAAAUAAUAAGAAUCAAAAUUUGUUAAGUUGAUACUGUCACUACAUUUUCAGUUAAUUACUUAGAAAUUAAAAUUAUAAUUAGUAGCUACACUAAUAAAUUGGGAUUUGUACUUAAGAAGACUUUUAUAAUAUCACUUUUUUAUUUCCACCUAUCAAAGCAAAAUCAAAUAACUUAGUUGGCAGUUUAGAACUUUUAUUUACAAAUUACCUUGUCUACAAACAGGCAAUAGUAUAGAUAUGUACACUGUAAACUAGUCGAUUUAAAUUACGAUAUCAGUAUCCCCCAGUUCCUCAUCUGUUGGCAGUAUGAUUUUAUCUGCUGGCAAAUAAUUAGGAUCUAUCAAUGGUAAUCCAUUCUUUUCUCUUCUCCUAAGCUCUAAGAAAGCUUCUCUCUGAGCCCAAUCUCUUCCUAAAGGCUGAGGUCUAUAAGCUAGUAGGAAUCCUCCAAAUACCAUGAGCACUGUCACACCAAUGAACAUUGUCAUAUGAAGUACAUGUCUAUCUUCCUCAAUAUCACUCUCUGAGAAACCAUAACUAAUCCAAUUUUUAGGUUUAUCACAUUCUGUAUUAGAGGGUACUCCACUGGCCACUGUGGCAGGAUCUCUAUUUUUCUUUGAAGUAGAUAUACAUCUAAUAUGUAAUGGUUUUAGAACCAAAGGCACAUUUCUCAGGUUGCUGAAAAGUUUGGACCUAACGAGUGACGACAUUGCUUCACAAAGCAAAAAUAUUAUCUCACCAGUAAAAAGAAAAUAAAUUUUAUAACCCUAAUACCCAGAUGACACUUGAACAGCUGCCAUUUACUGACCACAAGUAACUUAAUCUGCAACAAAGAGCUUCUUGAAUUCCCGCCAUAUUUACAUCUGCGUGCUUGAGUGGUGGGAUAAAAAGAGUUGUUCAUAUGAAGCCUUUCCGAUGAGGGAACGUUGAGGUUUUCUUUGUGUUCCUGUAUAUUCUUGUAGUGUAUAUAGAUGUGAAUUCUUGUGUUUUAGUUAUAAUAAGAUUUAUAAAAUGGCCAAUUUAGUGCUCGACAAAGAUGCUUUCAACCGGCGAAUGAGCCGUUUAUAUAAAGCGUUGAAGAAUGGUGAUAAAGAUGAAUUUCCCAAAAUUGAUGCCUUAGUGACUGCUACUGGUGCAGAUGAUGAUGUAGUUUACAGUAAAUCAACAGCUCUGCAGACAUGGCUUCUAGGUUACGAACUCAUGGAUACUAUUAUGAUUCUUGCUGUUGAUGGGAUUCAUUUUCUGGCUUCUAAGAAGAAAAUUGAUUUUUUGAGACAAAUAGAAGAUUCUAAAGAAGAAAAUGGUUAUCCUUCAGUGAAACUUCAUGUUCGUGACAGGAAUGAUGACUCAGGAAACUUUAAAAAACUUAUUGAAGCCAUUAAAGGAAGCAAGGAUGGUAAAACAUUGGGAGUCUUUGCAAAAGACAACUUUUCUGGUCCUUUUGUGGAAGCAUGGAAGAAAACGGUUAAAAGUGAAAACUUUCAGACUGUUGAUGUAAGCAGUGCUGUUGGACUAAUAUUGUCUGUAAAAGAAGAAUCGGAACUAAGUUUAGUGCGCAAAGCGAGUCAAGUAACAGUAGAUGUUUUCUCAAAAUAUUUAAAAGAACAAAUAAUGGAUAUUAUUGACUCUGAUAAGAAAGUCAAGCACAGCAAAUUGGUCGAAGGAAUUGAAAGUUCUCUUACCGAUAAAAAAUAUGUUGGUAAUGUAGAUACUUCAAACGUAGACAUGUGUUAUCCACCAAUUAUACAGAGUGGUGGUAAUUACAACUUAAAGUUCAGUGCUGUGAGUGAUAAGAAUAAUUUACACUUUGGAUCAAUUGUAUGCACCCUAGGAGCAAGAUACAAAUCUUAUUGUUCCAAUAUAGUCCGGACAUUCCUUGUUGAUCCAACUGAUAAAAUACAGGAACAUUAUAAUUUCUUAUUAGAAAUGUAUGAAGAGUUGUUGAAAAAAUUACAAGCUGGAACUAAACUUAGUGAUGUUUAUAACGCAGGUGUCGACUACACAAAAAAGCACAAACCUGAUCUUUUAGAUAAGCUCACAAAGAAUUUUGGAUUUGCCAUGGGUAUCGAAUUUCGGGAGAGCUCUCUGCUAAUCGGACCAAAAACUCAGACCAUAGCUCUAAAAACACAAGUUUAUAACCUCAAUGCAGGUUUGUCUGGACUUUCUAAUAAUGAAGCUAAGGAGAAAGAAGGAAAGACAUACGCUUUAUUUAUUGGUGAUACAGUGAUCGUUAACGAGGGGGCUCCAGCUACAAUCUUGACACCAGCCAGAAAAAAAAUGAAGAAUAUUGGCGUGUUUCUUAAAGAUGGUGAGGAGGACGAAGAUGAGGAAGAAAAGGAAAAUGAGCCUGUUCAUCAACCUAUUCUUGGGCGUGGUAAAAGGACUGCUGUACUUGAUUCUAAGUUAAGACAAGAUUCUUCUACUGAAGAAAAGAGAAAACAGCAUCAGAAAGAACUUGCUGCUCAGUUGAAUGAAGCAGCAAAGAAGCGCCUCGCUGCUCAGUCUAGUGGAAGGCAAGAAGAAAAAGUUAGAAAAAGUAAUGUUUCCUACAAAAGUAGAUCGCAAAUGCCUAAUGAGUCUGAAGUUAAAGAACUCAAGAUUUUUGUUGAUAGGAAAUAUGAAACUGUUAUACUUCCUGUAUUUGGAAUACCCGUUCCUUUCCAUAUCUCAACCAUUAAAAACAUUUCACAGAGUGUAGAAGGAGAUUAUACCUAUCUCAGGAUAAACUUUUUUCAUCCUGGAGCUACAAUGGCUCGUAAUGAAGGUGCAGCUUUCGCUCAGCCUGAUGCCACUUAUGUUAAGGAAGUAACAUAUCGGAGCACAAAUACAAAAGAACCUGGGGAAACUGUUGCACCAUCAUCUAAUUUAAACAAUGCAUUCCGUAUCAUUAAAGAAGUACAAAAGAAAUUCAAAUCCAGAGAAGCAGAAGAGAAAGAGAAGGAGGAUCUUGUCAAACAGGAUGUUCUGGUACUUUCUCAAAAUAAAGGAAAUCCUAAACUUAAGGACCUUUAUAUAAGACCGAAUAUUGUCAACAAAAGAAUGACAGGAUCAUUGGAAGCUCACACGAAUGGUUUUCGCUAUACAUCAGUCCGUGGUGAUAAAGUGGAUAUUUUAUACAACAACAUAAAAAAUGCCUUCUUUCAACCAUGUGAUGGAGAAAUGAUAAUUCUCUUGCAUUUUCACUUAAGGCAUGCAAUUAUGUUUGGAAAGAAAAAGCAUUUGGAUGUACAGUUCUAUACAGAAGUCGGUGAGAUUACGACUGAUCUCGGAAAACACCAGCACAUGCACGACAGAGAUGAUUUAGCCGCUGAGCAAUCUGAAAGGGAAUUGAGGCAUAAACUUAAAACAGCUUUCAAAAGUUUUUGUGAAAAGGUUGAAGCUAUGACAAAACAGGAAAUCGAGUUUGACACUCCUUUCAGAGAUCUAGGAUUUGCAGGAGCUCCUUUCAGGAGCACUGUAUUGUUACAGCCAACCUCAGGUUGUCUUGUUAAUCUCACUGAAUGGCCUCCAUUUGUGAUAACGUUAGAAGAUAUUGAACUUGUACACUUUGAGAGAGUUCAGUUUCACCUCAAAAAUUUUGAUAUGAUCUUUGUUUUUAAAGAUUACCAUAGGAAAGUAGCGAUGGUUAAUGCCAUACCAAUGAAUCUUCUAGAUCAUGUUAAAGAAUGGCUGAAUUCAUGUGAUAUCCGGUAUUCAGAGGGUAUUCAGUCUCUUAAUUGGACCAAAAUUAUGAAAACAAUUACUGAUGAUGCUGAGGGCUUUUUCGAACACGGCGGCUGGACUUUCCUUGAUCCAGAAAGUGAUGCAGAAGAAGCCGAAGAUGAUGAUGAUGAAGAGGAAGAUGAUGCUUAUGAACCAUCUAUUAGCGGGGAUGAAGAAGAAAGUGAAGAUGAUUCAGAUUAUUCAGAAGCAUCCGAAGAUAGUGGUACUGAAGAAGAAUUGCGUUCAUCUGAUGAAUCCGGGAAAGAUUGGUCUGAUUUGGAAAGAGAGGCCGCUGAAGAGGAUAGGGAAAAAGAAGAUGAUUUCGACGAUGAGUACGCUAAAAGCAAACUCAAACGCAGUGGAAAGGAUAGAUAUCCUGACCCGAAGCGAAGCGGGAAACAUGAUAAGCAUGAUAAAUCAAGGCACCACAAAUCAUCAUCCUCUCCAGACAAAAAACACAAGAGUAGUUCAAAUCAUCACAAGUCCUCUCACAGUAGCCCAUCAAAACACAGGGACAAGGAUAAAGAUAAGCACAGGGACAAGAGCAAAUCCUCAAGUCAUCAUAGCAGUAGUGAUAAGAAACAUAGCUCUUCGAGUAGUAACCACAAAUCGUCACAUCAUGACAAGCAUAAUGAUAAGAAGAGACAUCAUAGCAGCGGAAGCAGCAGUAAAGGAACUCCAUCCAAAAAGCCCAGAAAAUAAUUCAGCAAAUCUAUCAUUCCAAAAAUUGCUGUGACCUGCCUGGGCAGCAGGAGCUGCAAAUUUUAUUUUGGAGUUUUAAUGUAAUUAUAUCUUAAGCUUUAAAAAAAGAGGAAGAUGUUUUUAUGAUGAGUACAUCUUUGAAUCCAAAACAAUUGUCAUAAUUGUUAGAAUAUUUGUAAAUACAUGUAAGAGAGGUUUUUACAUUGUUUAAUUUCCAACUUCCAAAAUAUUUAAUGAAUAAUAAAAGGGCGAGUUGUUGUAAACCAAUUUUGUUAACAUAUGACUCACAUUUUACAUUUUUAUAUGUUGUGUGCUUAAAGAAGGUUGUUUAUAACCUGGUCUCAACACUUAAAAGUUGUACAUUUCAUGACUUUUCAGUUAUUUGUUAUUGUAUUUCUUUUUUUCCAUCUCAAGAGGUGUUAGUUUGGAUGAACCUGAUGUCUUUUCUUUCUUUUAGUUCUUUUGAUUGUAAAAUCUAUUUUUUAUAAAUGUUCCUUUAAAUCAGUAGUGGUAAUUAUUUGAAUAGAAAAUAGACUUCUUAAAGAUUUGGUUGUUAUAAGUGUCUACUUUUCAACAAUUUAAUAAAAUUACAGUUUUUAUAACUUGUAAUGUUUUGUAAAUUUAAUCAUGUACUUCAUUGUUAUUAUAAUUUUUGUAAUAAGUUGAAAUAUUUAUGGAUUAUAUUGUUUAUUUCAUUCUCC